AUGGCAAAAAACUUCGACAAGACAUCACACCCUCUCACACCCUCUAACCCUCUUUCCCCUCUCUCCCCCUCCCCCCUUCACACUUUCUGCCAACCUCCCCCAUUCCUCCCAAUUCUCCUCUCUCUACCAACAGCUUCCCACCCUUCUCUGCCAGAUUCCCCCUUAAUCACCCAACACCGCACCUUUCCUGACGACCUUCUCCCCCUAUCCCUGCCCUUCUCCCCUCUCUGCCAGCCUUCUCUCCCUCGCCCUUGCCUUUCCUCCUCUCAGCCAACCUUCUCACUCCUCUCUGCCCUUCGCCCCUCUUUUCACCAAACUCCAACCCCCCUCUCCUUCUCUGCCAUACUUACCCCUUUUUCUCAGCCAAACACCUCCUCCUCUCUGCCAACCUUCUCACCCCCUCUCUGUCAAUAUCAUCCCCUCCCCCCACUGCUCAACCAACCUUCUCGACUCUUCCCUAAGCUUCCACCUCCCUCUCUGCCAGCCUUCCCCCCUUCCCUCACUGCCAACCUUCCCUCUCCCUUUCCCAACCUUCCCCCCUCAUCUCUGCCAACCUUCCCCCUUCCCUCUGUCAUCCUCCCCCCUUCGUUUUGCCAGUCUUCCCCCAUCGCUUUGCCAUCCUUCCCCCCUCCCUUUGCCAACCUUUCCUUCACCCUCUCUCUGCCAUCCUUUCCCCUCUUUUUUACCAACCUUCCCCCAACUCUUUGUCUACCCUCUCUCCCAUUCCCUGCCAACAAACCCCCCGUCAACCUCUGCCAACCAUUACCCCCCUCCCUGCCAACCUUCCUCUCCUCUCUCCCAACCUGUUUCCCUAUUCCUCCCCAACACUCCCUCCAUUCGAACCCACUUUCUGCCAACACUCUUCCCCUGUUUGCCAACCUUCCCUCUCUCUCUACCAUCUUCCAACCCUCUAUUUCCCAACCGUCCCCAACCUCUCUACCAUGCUUACCCCCUCUCUCUGCCAUACUUUCCCCUUCUCUUUUCAACCUCUACCAACCAUUACGCCCAUCUCUGCAAACCUUCCUUUCCUCUCUCCCAACCUUCCCCCCUUUCUUCCUCAACUCCCUCCACUCAUCACCUCUUUCCGCGAACACUCCUCCCCUCUCUGCGAACACUCCUCCCCUCUCUGCCAACACUCCUCCCCUCUCUGCCAACACUCCACCCCUCUCUGCAAACACUCCUCCCCUCUCUGCCAACACUCCUCCCCUCUCUGCGAUCACUCCUCCCCUCUCUGCCAACACUCCUCCCCUCUCUGCCAACAUUCCCUUUUUCUCUGACAACAUUGCUCCUCUCUCUGCCCCACCCUCUCAUUGCCAACCUUCCCCCCUCUAA
This is a messenger RNA of Closterium sp. Naga37s-1, 1332 nucleotides long. The record is from the annotation of a GenBank genome assembly. NCBI's taxonomy places the organism in Eukaryota, Viridiplantae, Streptophyta, Zygnematophyceae, Desmidiales, Closteriaceae.